Oncorhynchus masou masou (cherry salmon) is the source of this 2193-nucleotide messenger RNA. RefSeq names its product zinc finger protein 180-like. Gene Ontology annotation, molecular function: RNA polymerase II cis-regulatory region sequence-specific DNA binding; DNA-binding transcription factor activity, RNA polymerase II-specific. The record is from RefSeq and is a predicted model, not a curated record. The transcript is spliced from 4 exons. Gene Ontology annotation, biological process: regulation of transcription by RNA polymerase II. Bases 1 to 1263 code for a protein of 420 amino acids. NCBI's taxonomy places the organism in Eukaryota, Metazoa, Chordata, Actinopteri, Salmoniformes, Salmonidae.
AUGCUACUAAAAGACUUUGAUGAGGAGGAGGGUCCAGAGGUGCUGCUGGUGAAGGAGGAGGGGUGUGAGGAGGGUCUGGGGAACCCUGACGGGAUCAUGUUCACAGAGGACAACCAGACUACACCUCCUCCUGAACCCACAGAGGAACCAGCUGAGCAGCACAGGACCACACACAGUCUCACUGAGUCAGUAGACAUGGAGGAUGGGAAGCCUGAUCUGCUGCUAGUCAAAGAGGAGACAGUAGAGGAUGAACCAGAGAACAUUGACCUGCUGAGUGGACUAAAGACGGUGGAGCAAGGUGGUUGGCUGGAGGCUAACAGAGGAGACUGGGCGACCAUUUUGGAUUCCAAGGCCCAGACCGGUGCAGCCAAGGGCCCAGGGGACAACAUCACUGAGCAGGCCAGGACCAGAGGUGACAUAGUGGAGGUCAGUGGAUGGGACAGCGUCCUCAACUCUGGACUGAGGAACAACAUUGUUGACCACUACCAGAAACAGACAGUCAAACACAAAACAACAUCCAAACGUAGUCUCCAUGACAACAGACUGGCUGAGACCAGGGCGAGGCAUAGAUUUGGUCCACAGGGACUGGGAGGUAUCCAUAUGCGGCGGGAGAGAACAGAAACAAACUCUGCUAGUGAUACUCCAUCCUGCUCCUAUAGUUGUGAUUCAGAGACACUGUUGGCACCUCAGGUUAACCCCCUAACAGGUGCUGCCUUCAGCCUGCCUUCUUUAGGAUCUCUCAACUGGAACAUGGACCCUGCGACAACACAGACACUCCCUGGCCUUCGUCCUCCUCACACUCUCCUAAUGUUAAACCAGACCUCAGACCAUGCCAGUGCUUCAACAGUAAAUGGCUACACAAGCCUUUUGACAAAUGACAGUAGUAGUGAUGCUAUCAGUAGAUCUGGUGGCAAAGAGAAGCGCUUCCCAUGUUCAUUCUGUGGGAAAGCCUUCAGUUUCUGCAAACAGGUGGAGAUCCACCAAAGGAUGCACACGGGGGAGAAACCAUUCGGCUGCCACCUGUGCCAGGCCAGUUUUUCACAAUCAUCCAGCCUGAAGAGGCAUCAGAGAGUCCACACAGGGGAGAAACCCUACAGCUGCCCCCAGUGCGAGAAGAGGUUCUCCCGCCAGCACCAGCUGAAGAUGCACCUGAAGGUCCACACUGGAGAAAGGCCAUUCGACUGCACUCACUGUGGGAAGAGGUUCUCGGAGAGGAGAUACCUCAAGAUGCAUCAGCAGAAAAACCAUUCCACUAUAACAUAGAAAGUAACCAUUCCACUCGAUAGCUUCUGAUGCUAAGAUCAAACCCUGCUUUAAAGGUAGACGCAGAAAGAUGACAUAGAUGCAUAAAAUAACAGCAGUUGUGGCUUAAUUGUUGAAGUGCAAGGCCCAGACAUUGUGUGAUAUACAAUUGAAGUCAGAAGCUUACAUACAUCUUAGCCAAAUACAUUUAAACUCAGUUUUUCACAAUUCCUGAAAUUUAAUCCUAGUAAAAAUUCCCUGUCUUAGAUCAGUUAGGAUCACCACUUUCUUAUAAAAAUGUGAAAUGUCCGAAUAAUACUAGAGAGAAUUAUUUAUUUAAGCUUUUAUUUAUUUCAUCACGUCUUGUGAUGGCCACUCCAAUACCUUGACUUUGUUGUCCUUAAGCCAUUUUGCCACAACUUUGGAAGUUUGCUUGGGGUCAUUGUCCAUUUGGAAGACCCAUUUGCGACCAAGUUUUAACUUCCUGACUGAUGUCUUGAGAUGUUGCUUCAAUAUAUCCACAUAAUUUUCCUCCCUCAUGAUGCCAUCUAUUUUGUGAAGUGCACCCGACCCUCCUGCAGCAAAGCACCCCACUACAUGAUGCUGCCACCCCGUGCUUCACAGUUGGGAUGGUAUUCUUCAGCUUGCAAGCCUCCCCCUUUUUCCUCCAAACAUAACGAUGGUCAUUAUGGCCAAACAGUUCUAUUUUGGUUUCAUUACACCAGAGGACAUUUCUCCAAAAAGUACGAUCUUUGUCCCCAUGAGCAGUUGCAAACCGUAGUCUGGAUUUUUUAAUGGUGGUUUGGGAGCAGUGGCUUAUUCCUUCCUGAGCGCCCUUUCAGGUUAUGUCGAUAUAGGACUCGUUUUACUGUGGAUAUAGAUACUUUUGUACCUGUUUACUCCAGCAUCUUCACAAGGUCCUUUGCUGUUGUUUUGGUAUUGAUUUGCAUU